AUGUCAAAGCUGACACUGGACGGCUUUUUUUCGUACUGCAAGCAAAUUGCUGAGCAUAUCCAGUUGGGCGAGAGAAUGGCUUCCUUGUCAGGACAGGGCACCCCCAAGCUGACGUCAGCAGUCGGCAACCUUUACUAUGACUCGAUCCUGCCCUACCGUGAAGAUGCUAACGCUCAGACAAGAGAGUUCCUAGCGCGAGUGGUGGAUGUCUUACUUGACUUUAUACAGCAAGUCAACGACAGGAACGAGAAGAUCUUGGAAUUUAAGAUGCCUGAAGAGAUGCAGAAGACCCUCGACCUGACUCUUCACGAUGAACCGCUUCCCCUGAAGCAGCUGCUCGAGGAUUGCAAGUCAGCUCUGAAGCAUCAAGUCAAGACUGGCCACCCCCAUUUCUUCAACCAACUCUCCUGUGGAUUGGACAUCAUCUCCCUGGCUGGGGAAUGGCUGACGGCAGCUGCCAACACCAACAUGUUCACCUACGAGAUAGCCCCCGUCUUCAUCCUGAUGGAGAACGUCGUGCUGGAGAAGAUGAGGACCAUGAUCGGCUGGAAAUCUGGAGACUCCAUUCUGGCACCUGGUGGCUCCGUCUCCAAUUUAUAUGCAUUCCUGGCGGCUCGCCACCACAAGUUCCCGCAGUACAAGGAGAAGGGCCUCACCAGCAUUCCUGGACACCUCGUCAUGUUCACCUCCGAUCAGUGCCACUAUUCGGUGAAGUCGUGCGCGUCUGUGUGCGGCCUGGGAACGGAUUACUGUAUCUGCGUACCUUCAGAUGAACACGGUCGCAUGAUUGCUACUGAGCUGGAGAGGCUCGUCCGCUACCACAAGGAUAGAGGCAAUGUACCAUUCUUCGUGAACGCCACAUCGGGCACCACUGUGCUGGGCGCGUUCGACCCCCUCAUGGACAUCGCUGACAUCUGCCAGAAGUACGACAUGUGGAUGCACGUCGACGCUGCAUGGGGUGGCGGUCUGCUGUUCUCCAAGAAGUACCGCCAUCCUCGUCUGACUGGCAUCGAGAGGGCCGACUCCGUGACGUGGAACCCUCACAAGCUGAUGGGCACCCUGCUGCAGUGUUCCACCGUGCACUUCAAGUAUGAGGGUAUCCUGCUGAGCUGCAACGCGAUGUCAGCGGAGUACCUGUUCAUGACUGAUAAGAUCUACGAUCCUAGAUAUGAUACCGGAGAUAAGGUCAUCCAAUGUGGCCGCCACAACGACAUCUUCAAACUGUGGCUGCAGUGGCGUGGCAAGGGGACCUCUGGAUUUGAGCGUCAUAUGGAUCGCUUGAUGGAACUCUCAGAGUACAUGGUCCGCCGCAUCAAGGAACAGCCUGACAAGUUCUACCUGAUCCUGGAGCCGGAGAUGGUGAACGUGUCCUUCUGGUACCUCCCGAAGCAGCUCAGGAGUCUGCCACAUGACAGCAACAAGGAGAUCAAGCUUGGCAAGGUGUGUGCCAAACUGAAGGGUAAGAUGAUGCAAGCUGGUACCAUCAUGGUAGGCUACCAGCCUGACGACAGGCGCCCCAACUUCUUCCGGAACAUCAUCUCGUCAGCGGCUGUCACCGAGAAAGACGUGGACUUUCUCCUGUCGGAGAUGGACCGUCUUGGGCAGGACAUAAUCGUGGAUUAA
Messenger RNA from Achroia grisella, 1623 nucleotides. It is a transcript of the gene Gad1, whose product is annotated as glutamate decarboxylase. Gene Ontology annotation, cellular component: cytoplasm. Bases 1 to 1623 code for a protein of 540 amino acids. Gene Ontology annotation, molecular function: carboxy-lyase activity; pyridoxal phosphate binding. NCBI's taxonomy places the organism in Eukaryota, Metazoa, Arthropoda, Insecta, Lepidoptera, Pyralidae. Gene Ontology annotation, biological process: carboxylic acid metabolic process. The transcript has 13 exons. The record is from RefSeq and is a predicted model, not a curated record.